CGUUUUCUUCCUUGAGAAACUACCCAAGGCAGCGUGAUAGAGUCUGCUACUUCUUCCUCAGCUCCCUGCAGAAAAAUGUGGGAGAAGCAUCAGGUCAUGCAACCCCCAAGAGCUCCAAAUGGGACCCUUCAUAGAAAGGAGAAAAUGGCAGCCUGGCUCUUCUCCAGGCUGUGGAGAGUCUCUGAUCCAACUCUGUUCCAAAUGACCGUGGUCACUGCUCUAUUGGCUACUGUUCUUGGUGAUUGCGGGCCCCCACCCACUCUAUACUUUGCUUCUCCAAUAAAUGAGUUGAACGAGACAAACUUUGAAACUGGAACUGUUCUGAAAUACGCCUGCCGCCCUGGCUACAGUAAGAUAAGUUCAAGGGCUCAGAUUACCUGUCAACCCAGAGGUGUGUGGCAAUACAGUACCUUCUGUACCAAGAAACGCUGCAGAAACCCAGGAGAAUUACAUAAUGGGCAAAUAAGUAAGACAGAUCUCUAUUUCGGAUCACGAAUAGAAUUCAGCUGUUCAGAAGGAUAUAUCUUAAUUGGCUCAACCACUAGUCAUUGUGACAUCCAAGAUAAAGGAGUUGACUGGAGUGAUCCUCUCCCAGUAUGUGUAAUUGCCACGUGUGAGCCGCCUCCAGCCAUCAGCAAUGGGAAGCACAGUGGCGAUGAUGAAGACAGCUACACAUAUGGCUCUUCUGUCACCUACAGCUGUAACCCUGACUUCUCAAUGAUAGGCAAAGCCUCCAUUUCCUGCACAGUGGAGAAUAAAACAAUAGGCGUCUGGAGGCCAAGCCCUCCCACUUGUAAAAACAUUGUCUGUCGUCAGCCACAGGUUCCAAAUGGAAUCUUUGUUUCUGGAUUUGGACCCCUCUAUUCUUACAAAGACGCUAUUGUGUUUGACUGCAAGAAAGGCUAUAUCCUCAACGGCAGCAGUUUAAUCCACUGUGAAGCUGAUAACAACUGGGAUCCUCCUCCUCCCAUUUGUGAGCUCAAUGCUUGUACUAACUUACCAGACAUCCCACAUGCCUCCUGGGAACCCUUUAGGUAUCACCAGCCAACAAAAGAGGACCUGUAUGAUGUUGGGACUGUGUUGAAGUACCACUGCCAGCGUGGCUAUAAACCUGCUUCAGAUGAACCUACAACUGUGAUUUGUCAGGAAAAUUUCAGGUGGACUCCAUACAUAAAAUGUGAGGAGGUAUGUUGCCCAGAACCAGAGCUGAAAAAUGGCAAAAUCCUUGAACACAGAAAAGGUAGUAGGGUCAUCAGCUGUGGCUAUUUCUACGGAGACACGGUUACAUAUUCAUGUUUUGAGAAAAGAAAGUUUUCCGCUACUUGCCAAGGAGAUGGCACGUGGCAUCCCAAAACACCUUUUUGUGAUUACGAUUGCAAUUUUCCUCCUACCAUUGACCACGGACGUCAUAAAGAAGUUGAUGCAUACAGUCUUUUCACAUAUGAGUUUAUAUAUGAAUGUGACGAAGGAUACACUCUGGUUGGACAGGCCAGACUCUCCUGCCAUUUUUCACAGUGGUCAUCUGCAGCUCCUCAAUGUAAAGCUCUGUGUCUAAAACCGCGGAUAGAGCAUGGACAGCUCCUUGUGGUUAAGGAUCAGUAUAUUACACCUGAAAAUGUCACCGUCCAGUGUGACUCUGGCUAUCGUUUGGUUGGUCCCCAAAGUAUCACUUGCUCAGAGGACAGAACCUGGUACCCCGAGGUACCCAAAUGUGAGUGGGAGGUCCCUGAAGGCUGUGAGCAGGUGGUCAUAGGCAGAAAACUCAUGCAGUGUCUCCCAAGCCCGGAGGACGUGAAAAUGGCCCUGGAGCUGUAUAAGCUGUAUCUGGAGAUUGAACUACUAAAACAACAGUUAGGCAAGGAAGAGAAAUUCACUCUGAAGUCGCCACUGUAAUUCUUCCCAAAAGAGGGAGCAGAACGUGCCUUGCCGCCUUCAAUACAACAUGGAUCGCUUCAGUUUAUCAACUUUGCCGUCUCUUUUGCACCGUCAUUCCUGGUAAUAAUGUCUAGGAAGGAUAAUUGGUUAACGUUUAUGCUUUGGGACUGUGGAAUUAUCGAUCAUCUGUGUGGCUCAUGCUUUUGCUUUCCUGGACACAGAGUGCACAUAUUGUUCAAUUAAA
Messenger RNA from Diceros bicornis minor, 2119 nucleotides. It is a transcript of the gene C4BPA, whose product is annotated as complement component 4 binding protein alpha. The transcript is spliced from 12 exons. The coding region runs from base 76 to 1893 and encodes 605 amino acids. The record is from RefSeq and is a predicted model, not a curated record. Gene Ontology annotation, biological process: negative regulation of complement activation, classical pathway. NCBI's taxonomy places the organism in Eukaryota, Metazoa, Chordata, Mammalia, Perissodactyla, Rhinocerotidae.